AUGUUAUAUAAUUUGGGAGUGGGAGACUCAGAGACUCAGACCGGCUAUAAAAGCUGUUUCGAUGAAGAAGUGCGUCAGUUCGUCUUAAAGACUCACAGAUACAACAACCGCCGACAACAUGAUGGGUCUUCGCACACUCGAGAGUUUUUAUUCCCUUAUACUGUUGUAUCUGUGGCUGGAACUUCAUUCAGUGUGAAGGUAGCAGCCGUGAUGGCGGUGGCGUGCGUCGUGACGGCUGAUCCCGAACCUGUUCCUGGCGGAGGCUAUGGCGGUAGCUUCGGCGGUGGAAGGCCGGGUGGAUUCAGUGGAGGAUUCGGGCGUCCAGGUGGAUUUGGUGGAUCUUCAGGCGGACACAGCGGAUUCGGCGGAGGUUCAUUCGGAGGACACCCAUCCUUCGCGUCCAGUUCUGCUUUUAGUCGCCCAUCCUUCGGACACCAGUCCUUCAGCCGCCCAUCCUACGGCCGCCCAUCCUACGGCUAG
This is a messenger RNA of Penaeus indicus, 480 nucleotides long. RefSeq names its product keratin, type II cytoskeletal 1-like. The record is from RefSeq and is a predicted model, not a curated record. NCBI's taxonomy places the organism in Eukaryota, Metazoa, Arthropoda, Malacostraca, Decapoda, Penaeidae. The transcript has 2 exons. Bases 1 to 480 code for a protein of 159 amino acids.